Messenger RNA from Oryza sativa Japonica Group (Japanese rice), 1022 nucleotides. RefSeq lists its product as uncharacterized. NCBI's taxonomy places the organism in Eukaryota, Viridiplantae, Streptophyta, Magnoliopsida, Poales, Poaceae. The record is from RefSeq and is a predicted model, not a curated record.
UCGUAGCGUAGACGUCUCCGCCCAUUCCCAAUUUCCCAUUCCCCCCUCUAUUUCAACAUCUCCCCCCAUGUCUCUCCUCCCCCAUCUCGCCAUUUCAAUUCCACCAACGCGAGAGAGAGAGCGAUCGAGAAGCAAACCCGACCCGACAACCAAUUUCUCCGACCCAAUUCGCCUCCUCCAAGAUUCUUGCGCCACCGCCGAGGAGGCGAUCGGUUCUUGAUUUCUUGAAUUCGAUUCUUGAAGAAUUCUUGGGGGUGGUAUGAGGUCGUCGGCGACGGCGGCGGCGGAGGCGGCGGAGGCUGACCAGUCGAGGGCGAUGUACGAGCUGUGCGCGCUGCUGCUGACGGUGCUCCGGGCGUGGCCGGAGGAAGGGGGCGGGCGGGGGGCGGCGGCGUGGCCGCGGCAGGUGACGGCGGCGGGGGUGGCGUCGAUGCUGCUGGGGGCGUCGGUGGCGCUGAUGCUGUGCGGGUCGGUGACCUUCAUGCUGGGGUUCUUCCUCAUGCCCUGGGUCAUCGGCCUCGCCUGCGUCUUCCUCCUCGUCGGGUUCGUCACCAACCUGUCCGUGAUCUGGAGGGCCAUCCUCUGGCCCGCCUCGUGCUCCUCCUCGCCCAAGGUGGCCUCCACAUGGUAUAUAUUUUCCAAGCCUCCAUUCAUGUCCUACAUGUGAAGUUGAAUGAGAAGUAGGUUCUCAUGGAGGUGUAUACAAGCAGAAGAGUUUGGGCGGCAUUACGUUGUUGCCAUCCUAUCUUUUCCUUCCCGGACAACAUUUUUACCAUGUAACGCCGCAACAAGCUUAGAUGGUUUUAUAUAUUAUAAUUAGGAUGGCAAGCUUUAACAGAAAACUUUGUACAUAUGGAAAAAGAACGGUUUGGUUUUAUUAUUUAUUACAUCUAUCCUAUAAUUGUUUCAGAAUUGGAGAGUUCUUUUCCUUCAAGGUUUGUAUCUUGUUUUUGCUCAACUGGCACUGUCAGACUGAUUGUCUCCAAUCUUAUGGAGCUGCUCUGUUGCCUCUGUUUUGGUUA